UGUACUUGCGUGUUGCUCAAGUCUGCAACUGCAGUGACUGCUGGGCUUGUCCCUCCCUGCAACGAGACCUGCCUGCUUGCCGUACUGCUUGUCGGCCGUACAGCCAUCGAUCGCAACCGCUUUGUGUGCCAUUUUCGCGGGAGCUUUUGACAAGACGUGUAACGUGAUACGGCUGUUCUCACGCUGCCAGUUCUAGUCGAACCUGAGAUCCCUCCUGACUCCUCUCGCUGAAGGCCCACGUCUUUGGAUAUUUCUUCGCAUUCUUCUUCUCAGAAAUGGCGGCAGAAUUUGCUAUGCGUUUCUCGUCCUGUCGUGCUACAGUGCCCGCGAUCGAUGGAGUUUCCACGAUCGCAAAGCCAGUCCGAAGCUGGGAGGGCGUGCAACGUCUUAGGCCAACUGCCGGUGUACACGUCAGCAGAGGACCAUUUCCGUCUAGGUUCCGUUUACGUGCCGCUCAGCGUUCGUUGCCCCUAUCAGAUUCAGACCCGCAUGGCACUUGCUGCCAAUUGGAGGAGGAACGAUCCUCGUUAUUGAGUGGCGGUCUAAGAGAAUCCUUCGCCACGCACGCUCGUGCCUCUUCCAUCCCAUCCGCCUCGUCUUCGCAUCGCGUUCCUCUAUAUCGCGUACGCGCACAUUCCAAUUCCGGCUCCGUAACGAGCGUAGAAACCUCCAAAUCGGCCCAAGCUGAAUCUGGCAGCGAAACGGCGGCAGGCGAGGAGCAGGUCUCGGCGAACGAAUCAAAACCAGCAGAAAGGGGAGAGGAGGGGCGAGAGAAAAAUGGGGAGGCAGAGGAGAAAGCGGAGAGCAAGGUGCAAGCGGAGGGCGGGGAGCGGGAAGACAAGGAGGCGGAGGAGGAGGAAGAGGACGAUCCCGAGGUGGAGGAGGGCUUUAAGAUGUCGCGCGUGUGCGACCGCCUGGUGGACGUUUUCUGGGUGGAGAAGCCCGAGCCCGCGCAGUGGCGGUUGUUGCUCGCGUUCAGCAGCGAGUGGGCGCGCAUUCGCCCGCACUUCUUCACGCGGGUCAAGCUGCGAGCGCAGGGGUUUGAAGAGCAGGAGAAGCCGGACAAAGCGGCGGAACUGUACCGACUAGCGCGGAGACUCAACGAGGUGGACGACUCAAUGGCGGCGCACAACGAGCUGUUCGUGUUGGUGGAGGAGCACGAGGCGGAGGGCGCGCUGGAGGGGCUGGUGGCGCGGCGGCGCAAGGACUUCACGGGGGAGUUCUUCGAGCACCUGCAGAUCCUCUGCCAGGCCGCCCAUGGCGAUCCACAGCGGCAAGACGAGAUCGCAUCUCUAGCCGCCAAGUGCGUGACAGCGGUGGACAUUCACGAUAAGGUGGAGUCGGACGAGGCAGAAGUGGAGGUGGCGCAAGCCAAGUUCGACGACAUCAUGGGCAGCGGCAGCCUGGCAGAGGCAUGCAGCAAGAUCGACCAGCUGGCGGCGCGGCAGCAGCUGGACUCCACUCUCAUGCUCAUGAUCACCAAGGCGUGGGCCGCUGCUAAGGAGUCGAAUAUGAUGAAGGACGAGGUGAAGGACAUCAUGUACCAUCUGUACAAGCAGGCGCAGAUCAACAUGCGCAUGCUGGUGCCCAAGGAGGUGCGCAUUCUGCGCCACGUACUCGCUGUAGAAGACCCCCGCCAGCAGCUUACAGAGCUCACCAAUGCGUUCUCGCCUGGAGGCGAACUGGAGGUGCAGAACGCUUCAGAGGACAUGCUCUACACAACACCGGAGAAGCUUCUGGAGGUGAUACAGCAGGUGCUGGAGGCGUAUUACGCGCAGCGCAGGCAGCAGAGCUCGCUGAUAGAUGAGGCGAAGAAACUCAUGAACCCGGCGGUGAUUGCGAGGAUGGAGGUGCUGAAAGACGUGAUUGUCGACCAGUUCAUGUAAACUUUGGAUCUGCGAUGGAGAUUUGUGCACUUACGAAGUGCCUGCAGUUGCAUGCUGUCAGCAAGAUCCAGCUGAGAUCCAGGGUCCUAGAGUGCAUGUGCUGCACUGCAUACACAUGUUCUCACAAUUGAGUACCUUACAUCCUGAAACCAGCAUUACCGGACAUGGCUUCAAGCCUGAGGAGGAACCAGCUUUGCCACUAAGGUUAAU
Molecule: messenger RNA, 2096 nt
Organism: Closterium sp. NIES-67
Lineage: Eukaryota; Viridiplantae; Streptophyta; Zygnematophyceae; Desmidiales; Closteriaceae
Source: the annotation of a GenBank genome assembly